This is a messenger RNA of Grus americana (Whooping crane), 2826 nucleotides long. It is a transcript of the gene SMIM33, whose product is annotated as small integral membrane protein 33. The transcript is spliced from 2 exons. The coding region runs from base 184 to 606 and encodes 140 amino acids. Lineage: Eukaryota; Metazoa; Chordata; Aves; Gruiformes; Gruidae. The record is from RefSeq and is a predicted model, not a curated record.
GUGUGGGGCCGAGGCGUGACGUGGGGCCGAGGUGUGACGUGGCAGCCUCCGAGGUGAGUCUGGCUGCACCCACACUGGAAAACCAUCCCGGAGGUUUUUCUGCUGGUCCUUCAGCUUCUCAGCCUCACCGCCGGAGAUGAUGAUUCCCAUGCAGCAGGGACGCCGAGGUCAGCCUGCUCAGCCAUGAACACCUCCAUGCCCGGCAGCCAGCUGAGACAGCCCGAGCCCCCGGACGUGGCCGCCUUCACUCCCGUCUCCAUUGUCAGGAGCGUGACAAAGAAAUCCGAUGCCCUGCCCAUGAUCUCCGUGAUUGUCGUCAUCUUCGUCCUCUUGGCCGUCUUUAUCAUCAUCGUGGUGCACUACGGCCCUCACCUCCGCACCGUCCAGAUCACCCUUUACCACGAGCCCAUGCCACAGGACCUGGACGAUGGGGUGCACCUCACGGACUGGAAGAAGCUGGGCUCCCAGAAGAAACCACCUGCCCAGCCCUACCAGCGGGAGCCGGGCGGCGUAGAUGCAGCCGGCGUGAGCUGCCAGUGUUCCUGCAAGCAUCACCUUCCCUGCGGGAGUGCUGAGCCCAACGUCAUCGAGAUCACGUACCUGUGACAAGACUGUGGGCCACCUGGGCAGGACUCAAGGGACCAUGUCCCGCUGGAGAAAUAGCAACUGGGAUGUUAGCUUAGCCCGAGACUCACCGGUUCCCGCAUGCGGAGGUUUUAGCUCCCCAGGAUUGUGUUUCUCCCCAGGUAGGCUCAGAUAGAAAGUUGUGUCACUGCAGUGACCCAUCAUCAGCCCCCAGAAGUCCAGCCCAGGGACACCACUGUCCCCAGGAAGAGCUGGGUCCCCAGCUCAGGCUCCGGGGCUGGGUCAGCCUACGUGGGACAGCAUUAGCAUCUCUUCUGGUUUUUCUCGCCCUGGUUUUACCUGUCCCAUGAUGUCUGGGAGUGCCCAGGAGAGCUGUCUUGGUCCUUGCCCCAGCCAGGGAGCUCUGGGCUUAUGCUGAGCCCCUUGGCAGAAGCUGGAAGUUACAUCAUCUGGAAUUGCCUUCCAGAUUAAAGAUGUUUCCAUAUGCACAGUGUCCUCAUUAUGCUGUUUACAUGGCACAGAAAAGCCUCCAGCCCCUCUUUUCCUCUAUGCCACAGCCCCUUCUCCUCCAUCAGAGGGCUGAAACACCGUCCUCCCUCCUGCCAGCCCCAGCAGCGGGCUCAGCCCAUCGUGGCAGAUGGCCAGAGGAGAGGAGGCAGCACCCAAACUCAUGUUGGCGUUCCAGCAGUGGAGCCAGUGGCAGAGGACAAUGUGUCUGGUCCCCCAGCCAAGGGGUUGAGAGAAGAGAGGUGACAUGGCAGAGGCAGGAGAGGUGAUAAUGGCACAUCCCCUUGCAGUUGGCUGAACAUCUCAUGGUGUUGGCACCGGUGGAGAAACGUGCACCUCUGGGCAGAGCCUGCAGCAUCUCUGUGCACGAUGGCAGGGAUGGGGAGACCUGAGGUCCUCUUUGUUCUGGUCAUUGUCGUUGUCCCCAUCGCUCUCUGCUGUCCCUGUGCCAAGGGAUGCUCUGCUCGGGGACCUGGGCGCUUGCGUGGUUUCAGGGUUGGCAGCAGCAGGGCACGUCCGAGCUGAGGAGGGAGCGAUGGUGGGGUUGGCGUAGGCAGCAAUGUUGGCAUGGAUGCUGAUGUGGCUUGGUCACCCUGGGCAGAAGCUUGUUGAGGUGGCACAGAGGGAGCAGAUGGAGGGGUGAAACUUCAUCCUUAGCCUCGUAAGGUUCCUGGUGGUAGCACACCAUGGCAACCUGCUCAGCCCUGGGAGUCUUUCUGCUGCUGAAGGUGCCCAGCAUUGCUUUGGACAAGAAAUCGGUCUCAGUUUCUCCUCACUUGGUGGAAGCUGGACAUCAAAGCCUGUCUUCAGUGCGUGGGCUGGGAGGACAGUCCCUGGGGAGGGAGCGCAGCCUCUGGGAUCACCCUCAAGAAUUUAUAGUCCCAGGAGUGGAAAUAUGGCUCCUGCCUCUCCCCUCCCAGAACAGAAAAGCCAGAUCCGUGUCCGUCCUAAGCCACAUCCCCGGCACAGAUCCCUCUGUGCACUGUCAGACAAGAAACAGGUCCUGUUCCUCUGGGCGCUGGAGGUAUUUCUGACAUGGCAGAUGCUCCAGCAUCCUGCCUCUCACUUAUUUCCAGCUUCUUUUCUCACUUAAACUUUGGUCUUUACAAUAAACACAAUUUAUAUUACUUAUUUUGCGGGGCUGUUUCCUGUUUUGAUGUUUUCCCUUUUGUUUUCCAGAUAUGAUAGUGCAUUAUCAGCUUUCCCACACCUGUGUUAGGAGAUAAGGUCUAUCAUUUCAACUGAAAAUCACUGAGAGUCCCACCUCCCUUUGCGUGUCAACACAGGGCUUGUUUUUUUCAAUUUAUACAUCUCUCAUUAGCAAGCACCACCUGAAGAGCUAACCACCUUCCAGGGACAUCUCUUUAGAGGACGGCUGUAGGUUGUGAUAAUCCAGGUGUUCACCCAAGGGUGAGGGCUCAGUCUCAGAGCUUAAGAACCCCCCCUACAACCAUCACAAGAUCUCCAUUGACUGGCUACGCCGUGUCUCGGGGACACCGGCUGUGCGCUGAGAUGGUGUCACCCAUCCAGGGUGACUCGGAGGAGUCGUCACCUGGCUUUUGCGGUUGUGUCGUUUCGGAUCGGGGAGCAGCUUGGUUCAAGACAAAAGUCUUUAAUCGGAGAAACAGGAGCUUUCGUGGCAGCUCCCACUGAAGGACAACCGCAGCAGGGAAACAUCGUGUUUGCAAAGAAAAGAUUAAAAACAUCUAAAUAUUAAUAAAGAGAAAGAUAAAA